Messenger RNA from Acanthisitta chloris (rifleman), 1017 nucleotides. RefSeq names its product gamma-aminobutyric acid receptor subunit alpha-5. The record is from RefSeq and is a predicted model, not a curated record. Gene Ontology annotation, molecular function: transmitter-gated monoatomic ion channel activity involved in regulation of postsynaptic membrane potential; inhibitory extracellular ligand-gated monoatomic ion channel activity; GABA-A receptor activity. The transcript is spliced from 5 exons. NCBI's taxonomy places the organism in Eukaryota, Metazoa, Chordata, Aves, Passeriformes, Acanthisittidae. The annotation marks the transcript as partial. Gene Ontology annotation, biological process: monoatomic ion transmembrane transport; synaptic transmission, GABAergic; gamma-aminobutyric acid signaling pathway. Gene Ontology annotation, cellular component: GABA-A receptor complex; dendrite membrane; neuron projection.
GAAGGGAUGCGGAGGCUGCUCACAGCCCAGGGUUUGCAGGCAUGUGGAAGUUGUUGAAAUAGGUAAAGGGUCGAAACUGGCACUUGGAAAACGGUGACUAUUGCUUUAGUUACUUAUACCACAGAAGAAUUUAAGGGAAAACUGGGCCACUAAGAAUUUUUUUCUGGUUUGCAGUUUGCUGUCAGCAGAAGGUAAAACAUGUCCUUGAAGAUAUACAAUUUUACAUAAACAGCCGAUGUUUACAUAAGCCUAGAUAAGUUUGUGAGAAAGGCAGAGAGCAGAAGAUGCGGUGUUAGCUGAACUCGGCUAUCCUGCUAUUUGUCCCUGCAAUAAUUCAUCUUUUCUUUUUUUUCCUGUCGUAUUGUUGCAGCGUAAGAACAAAGUGAGCAGCUGCACCUUCACCAAAGCAACCACCUGCGUUCCUCCUCUCCUCUGGAAUGGACAAUGGGAUGGUCUCUGACUUUAUCAUGAUCAAAAACUUCUUCCUCUUCUGCGUUUCCAUGAGUUUAGCCAGCCACUUCGGCUUCUCCCAAACGCCAACAGCCUCAGGAAAAGAGGACACCAAUGAUAACAUCACCAUAUUCACCAGGAUCUUGGAUGGUCUCCUGGACGGCUACGACAACCGACUGCGCCCAGGGCUGGGAGAGAGAAUAACUCAGGUGAAAACAGACAUCUAUGUUACCAGUUUUGGUCCUGUGUCAGACACAGAAAUGGAAUACACCAUCGACGUUUUUUUCCGCCAAAGCUGGAAAGACGAAAGGCUGCGAUUCAAAGGACCUAUGCAACGCCUCCCUCUUAACAACCUGCUGGCCAGCAAGAUUUGGACCCCAGACACUUUCUUCCACAAUGGCAAGAAGUCUAUUGCUCACAACAUGACAACCCCAAACAAACUCCUGCGCCUGGAGGAUGACGGUACCCUGCUGUACACCAUGAGGCUGACCAUCUCUGCUGAAUGUCCCAUGCAGCUUGAAGAUUUCCCCAUGGAUGCACAUGCUUGCCCAUUAAAAUUUGGGAGCU